AAUGUGUCGCACGGAUGACACCGCCUCUGUGCAUUGCGUAAAGAAACGAAAGCAAAAAUGCUUGUAAUGGGAAAACAAAAGAGAAAUUGACAUUAAAAACAGAAAUCACACAUCAGCGCUCCUCAUAUUCGCGUGAGGAGAAGCGGUCCCGUCAUCUUUUUAGGUUUCUGUGAUAUGGCGGGAAUAAUAAGGCAGCAGAAGGGUAAUAGAGCGUGACAGGAGUUUUGAUGGCCCACUUUGACACUGAGUACCAGCGCCUGGAGGCGUCUUACAGUGACUCUCCUCCUGGAGAAGAGAAUCUGCUGGUGCAUGUUCCAGAGGGAUCCAAAUCUCCAUGGCACCACAUUGAAAAUCUGGACCUGUUCUUCCAGAGAGUCUAUAAUCUCCACCAGAAGAAUGGAUUUACCUGUAUGCUCCUGGGAGAAAUAUUCGAGCUUGUGCAACUGGUGUUUGUGGUGGCAUUCACAGUGUUUCUGGUCAACUGUGUGGACUAUGACAUUCUCUUCGCAAACAAGUUUGUCAAUCACACCGAUUCGUCGAAGGUUACACUGCCAGACGCCAUUCUUCCAGUGGACGUGUGCAGUGCUCGGAUCCGGGACAAUGUUUUUGUCAUCUUUAUCAUUCUCAUAUCAGGAGUCUUUUGGCUCCAUCGACUCGUGAAGUUUAUGUACAACAUCUGUUGCUACUGGGAGAUCAGAUCAUUUUUUAUUAACGCCCUGAAAAUGUCCAUGGCGGAUCUUCCGUACUUCACCUGGCAGGAGGUGCAGGCGCGGAUCGUUGAGAUACAGAAGGAGCACCAGAUCUGCAUCCACAAGAAAGAACUGACAGAGCUCGACAUUUAUCACCGUAUACUGCGUUUUAAGAACUACAUGGUGGCCAUGGUCAACAAGUCCCUUCUCCCCGUGCGCUUUCAUUUACCUCUGCUGGGCGACACGGUUUUCUACACCCGCGGCCUGAAGUACAAUUUUGAGCUGAUUUUCUUCUGGGGUCCCGGAUCGCUUUUCGAGAACGAGUGGAGUCUGAAGGCCGAAUACAAACGCGGAGGAAACCGCUUGGAGUUGGCCGAUCGUCUGAGCUCCAGGAUUUUGUGGAUCGGAAUCGCCAACCUUCUCUUGUGUCCCGUCAUUCUCAUUUGGCAGAUUCUCUACGCGUUCUUCAGCCACACGGAGGUGAUCAAGCGCGAGCCGGGGAGUCUGGGAGCUCGAUGCUGGUCGCUGUACGGCCGGUUUUACCUCCGACACUUUAAUGAGCUGGAUCAUGAGCUGAUGUCCCGUCUCAGUAAGGGCUACAAGGCGUCUUCCAAAUACAUGAACUGCUUCAUGUCACCAUUGCUGACAGUGGUGGCCAAGAACGUGGCAUUCUUCGCUGGUUCCAUCCUAGCGGUGUUGAUUGCUCUCACCAUUUAUGAUGAAGACGUGUUGGCCGUGGAGCACGUGCUCAGCAGCAUCACGUUAUUGGGAGUCUGCAUCACAAUCUGCAGGUCUUUUAUCCCAGACAAGCAUAUGGUGUUCUGUCCCGAGCAGCUGCUUAAAGUCAUUCUGGCACACAUCCACUACAUGCCGGAUCACUGGCAGGGUAACGCCCACCGCUACGAGACCAGAGAUGAGUUCGCUCAGCUCUUUCAGUACAAGGCUGUGUUUAUACUGGAGGAGCUGCUGAGUCCCGUCAUCACACCGUUCAUUCUCAUCUUCUGCCUGCGCCGCAAGUCUUUGGAGAUCAUCGAUUUCUUCAGAAACUUUACUGUGGAUGUGGUCGGUGUGGGCGACACUUGCUCUUUUGCACAGAUGGAUGUCCGUCAACACGGUCAUCCGGCGUGGAUGUCUGCGGGGAAAACAGAGGCCUCCAUCUAUCAGCAAGCAGAAGAUGGGAAGACGGAGUUGUCGCUUAUGCACUUUGCCAUCACAAACCCACACUGGCAACCCCCUCGAGAGAGUACACACUUCAUCAGUCAGCUGAAGGAGAAAGUGCACCGAGAGGCCAGCGGGGGGCAGCAGGGAAUCCUAACAGAUAACGCUGUCUUUACCUCAACUCAUUCACUACAGUCUGAUUCGGAGCCUCACAGUCUUAUUGCAAAUCUUCUGAUGGGACCCCCGUCUCUGUCCUCGCUGCAUCUGGGUCGUGAAGGCUCCAUCAAUCCUGUAUCUGUCGGAGCGAGCGAGGGGGCAUCCGCCCUCCGAUCUCUCUCUCCAAUCAGCUCCAGUAUACACCUGCGGGGCAGCUACCCAUCUGCCAGACUCCCACGACCUGACCAACCGGCUUUAGCGGCCAGCCGUGCCAUGACGGGCUCAGGUACGGAUGCCCAGACCAUCAGCUCCGGCAGUAGUGCGUGGGAAGGUCAGCUGACCAGUAUGGUCCUAUCAGAAUACGCCUCCACAGAGAUGAGCAUUCAUGCUCUCUACAUGCAUGAGAUGCAUAAGCAGCAGUCUCAGGGUGAGCUGUCUCGACACACCUGGUACAGACAGGAGAGUGAUGAGAGCAGCGAGAGCGUCAACGAAGACCUGGAAUCCACCCGUAAUUUCCCUCGCUCCAGCACUUUCCCCUGCACCACCACUCCACACCAGGAGGGGGCAGCACAUCACAGCAGCAGACAGCAGAGACGCCACGGAGGAACCACAGACUCUGUUCCUGGAAGCUCUCGAGUGCAGAGGACACCUCGCGUGCCCUUGGGUGGAUGGUCUGAAGAGACCCGAACGGGGCGGCACCACGACACAGUGCCUGAAGAGGGGUCUGAGGACGAGCUACCGCCUCGCGUCCAUAAAGUGUGAAUUAACAGAUGUAUCGUGGACGAAGAGAGACUCAUCUAUUUGCAUCUGAUCACAAAAGUCGUAUUUAUUUUCUCUCAAGAAUCCAGACUUGGUUAUGUGUCACAACGUGGCAUCAUGUCAGAUAUUUACACGGCUUUAAAUGAGUUAUUAAGAUUUUAUUUGACUAGGGAUUGAUUGCUCUCUAACCCACCCAAUAACCAUUUUUUACAGAACAUCUGACUAAAUGAUCCAAACUGACACAUUCUGAUCCUGUUAAAAUAGUUUUUUUAUUUGUAUGUUUAUCUGUAACGUUCAGAUAAUUGUUUAUUCUCCUUUUUAGAAGCUUAUUGUACAUAGGAAAGUGUGUUUACAGACUGGAAUAAGCAGUGCGGUUGACAUUAUUUUUCCCACAGAGGACAUCGAGUGUCAAGUAGAGUUGUGUUUAUUUAACUUCCACAGUUCUCUUGUCCAAAAGUGAAAGUCAGUGUUGAUGUCUCAUAAAAUGAACACAAUAAAUGAUAACGUGCAGUGUGCCAUGACAAGCUUUGAAAUUGUACGGAAUAAGAUUUUAUUGUGAGGUCUGGAGGGGAAAGCCACUGGAGAUCAUUCAAGCAUGCCACUGAAAAAAAUGAUUAUAAAUUUUUUUCUUGUUGUUUGCACAAUAUUGAGGAAGAAUGCACUUUAUCUCUUUUUAAUCCAAAUGUUGAUUCUUGGGCAAUGCGCUAAUCCGACAGAACACUGUUUUGGAUGCCGUAUCUUGUGUUUAUAGAGAAAAUCCCUAUAUUUGUCAAUCACAUUUUCAGUUUAUUUGACAUUCAUCAUGGCACUUGUGAAUGUGCAUUGUUUUUUUCCCAAUAUCUCAGGACUGUUUGUUUUUGGUUCUGAAGUUAUCCAAAAAGUGCAUGAAACUCGCAGCUUUCUGCACUCUUCUCACACCCGUGACUGCUAAAGAGAAGAAGAUCAAACUGUGUGUAGUUUGUGCAAACUUUUUCAACCUCAUUUCUAGAAAAGCACUCCCAUCAAAAUGCAAAAUGUGUUAUUUAGUUUCACGUGAACUGACAUCUGUUAUAUUGCUGUCAUGCAUCAUGCUUGCGUAGAGAAAGUGUCAAUCGUGCAUGACCUUUGACCUUUAAACCAGUAUCUGCUUGUAAUUAUUGGCUUGAAAAAAGCUUCUGUGACCGACUGCAGCUCCGCACUGUUUUGAGUUUUCUAGACCUAGACGGUGUUGUAUAUUUACAUUUUGUACAGUUGUAAAUUCAUCAAUAAAGA
Molecule: messenger RNA, 4013 nt
Organism: Triplophysa rosa
Lineage: Eukaryota; Metazoa; Chordata; Actinopteri; Cypriniformes; Nemacheilidae
Gene: atg9a
Product: ATG9 autophagy related 9 homolog A (S. cerevisiae)
Exons: 16
Coding region: 228-2765 (845 amino acids)
Biological process (GO): protein localization to phagophore assembly site; autophagy of mitochondrion
Cellular component (GO): autophagosome; phagophore assembly site
Source: RefSeq, a predicted model, not a curated record